AUGCAUUUGAGCAUGAAAUAUGUUAAGUUACUGCACUGUAAACAUGUUUAAAAUUGCAGUUUCAUCCUAUCUGGUUAAGUGCACGCUCCUAUAUGUGGCCCUGUGGUAGUGAACAUGAAAAAUUGUGGCCCCCUCCAGCAUUUAAUUUGCCCAUCCCUGGUCUCUAUGACUCAAUACUUGGUUGGGACUAUUUGACUUGAACUGCUGGAAAUGGAUUUUUCCAUGGUUUCCUUAUGUAUUGAGAUGCACCUGUACUCAUAUGUCGUGGCGGAUGUAGAAAGUUCCCAUAAUUCGAUGUGUGCCCGAACGCAACACAGGUGUGUGCACGUGCGUCAGCUCCUGGAUAAUGAGAUGCAGCAACAUGUCACCUUGUGACUUCCUCGCGAUGUGUGGAUAUUAAUGAGCACAAUUUCAGACUCCACUGUGAUAGUUAUUUUUAGGACUUUAACUAAAGUUUCCCUCGUUUCGUUAUUUAGUGUUUUUAAUGAGUUGUUAUGCGACACAUUGCGGGUUUCCAUGACUCAGCACAUCUUUGGCAUUUCAACGACGUGUCGUUGAAAAUUCAUAUUUAUGCCACUUGGUCCAGGUGCAGAAAACGACACAGUAAAGCCAGUUUACUGUUUGAACAUAGCGUGUCAAAAUGUCUGCCUGGAAAACAUGUGAAGAAAGGCCAUCCUCGGGGCCAGGUGGAGAAAUGUAUGAGCUCCAUGCAGACGGGGACCCAGAUGGUGAAGCUCCGUGGAGGCUCCAAGGGACUGGUGCGGUUCUUCUUUCUGGACGAACACAAGUCCUGCAUCCGCUGGAGGCCCUCGCGCAAGAAUGAAAAGGCCAAGAUCUCUAUUGACUCCGUCCGGGAGGUGCGUGAGGGCAAGCAGUCUGAGAUCUUCCAGCGCUAUGCAGAGGGCAGCUUCGACCCCAACUGCUGCUUCAGCCUAUACUACGGCGAGCAUAUGGAGUCUCUGGACCUGGUGUCUGGCACUGGAGAGGAUGCACGGACCUGGAUCACAGGUCUCAAGUAUCUGAUGGCAGGCAUCAGUGAUGAGGACAGCCUGGCCAAGAGGCAGCGCACCCGAGACCAAUGGCUGAAGCACACAUUUACCGAAGCAGACAAGAACGGAGACGGCAGCUUAAGCAUCAGUGAAGUACUGCAGCUCCUGCACAAACUCAACGUCAACCUGCCUCGGCAGAAGGUCAAGCAGAUGUUCAAGGAGGCAGACACGGAUGACAACCAGGGGACGCUGGGCUUUGAGGAGUUCUGCUCCUUCUACAAGAUGAUGUCGACUCGUCAGGAUCUUUACCUCCUCAUGCUCACCUACAGCAACCACAAAGACCACCUCGACACAGAUGACCUGGCCCGCUUCCUGGAGACUGAGCAAAAGAUGACCAAGGUGACCAAGGACCAUUGCCUGGAGAUUAUCAACAAAUUUGAGCCGUGCUCUGAGAACCAGAAGCAGGGAGUUUUGGGAAUUGAUGGUUUUACCAACUACAUGCGGAGCCCAGCAGGCGACAUCUUCAACCCAGAACAUUAUAACGUGAACCAGGACAUGAACCAGCCACUGUGCAACUACUUUAUAGCCUCCUCACACAACACCUACCUGAUGGGUGACCAGCUGAUGUCACAGUCCAGGGUGGACAUGUACGCAUGGGUGCUGCAGGCUGGUUGUCGCUGUGUAGAAGUGGACUGUUGGGACGGUCAGGACGGGGAGCCCAUCGUCCACCACGGCUACACCCUCACCUCCAAGAUCCUGUUUAAAGACGUCAUUGAGACCAUCAACAAGUACGCCUUCAUCAAGAACGACUACCCAAUCAUCCUGUCCAUUGAGAACCACUGCAGUGUUCCUCAGCAAAAGAAGAUGGCUCUGUACCUGAUUGAGAUCCUUGGGGACAAACUGGAUCUGUCCAACAUCAAAGCCGACGAGUCUGGACGGCUGCCGUCGCCAGAAACACUCAAGGGCAAGAUCCUCGUCAAGGGAAAGAAACUGCCUCCCAACAUCGAUGAGAACGCAGAAGAGGGAGACGUGUCGGACGAGGACAGUGCUGAUGAGAUGGAGGAGGACUGCAAGCUGAUGAAUGGAGAUACAUCAGCCAACAGGAAGCAGGUGGAGAACAUGGCCAAAAAAAAGCUGGACAACCUGAUGAAGGAGUCCAAGAUUCGAGACAGAGAAGACCCAGACAGCUUCACCAUUGCAGCCCUCCCUCCUGCCGGGAAGCCUGCUGACAAAACUGGCUCCAAGGGUAAAAGUGAGGAUGGGAUGGACAUGGCAGACGAGGCAAACCCCAGCAGCAACAAGCGGACUGGGCGCUCCUUCAUGGGGAGCUUCUCUAAACGCAAGAAAAAGACAAGCAAGUUGAAGAAGGCAUCGAGCUUUGAAGACACCGAUACAGACCAAGAGAGUACAAGCAGCACCUCCCGUGCCCCCUUACACCACAGCAAAAAGAAGAAGACCAUGAAGUUAUCCAGAGCUCUGUCUGACCUGGUCAAAUACACUCGCUCUGUGGGUCUCUAUGAUAUUGAGGCACAAGCCAACUGCAGCUGGCAGGUGUCCUCCCUCAGUGAGACCAAGGCCCACCAGGUGAUGCAGCAGAAAGCUGCGUCCUUCAUCCAGUUCAACCAACGACAGCUCUCCCGUAUCUACCCGUCCUCUUACCGCGUCGACUCCUCCAACUUCAACCCCCAGCCCUUCUGGAGUGCUGGCUGCCAGCUUGUUGCACUCAACUACCAGUCAGAGGGCCGGGUCCUCCAGCUCAACAGAGCCAAGUUCUACAGCAACGGCAACUGUGGCUACAUCCUCAAGCCUGCCUGCAUGUCUGAAGGUGCCUUUAACCCCAACCUGGAGGAUCCGCUGCCAGGUCAGAUGAAGAAGCAGCUGGUGUUGAAGAUCAUCAGUGGACAACAGCUGCCUAAACCCAAAGACUCAAUGCUAGGAGACAGGGGCGAGAUCAUUGAUCCCUUUGUGGAGGUGGAGAUCAUCGGCAUCCCAGUGGACUGUUGCAAAGAGCAGACCAGGGUGGUGGAUGAUAACGGGUUCAACCCAAUGUGGGAGGAGACUCUGGUUUUCACAGUCCACAUGCCGGAGCUUACUCUGGUGCGUUUUCUUGUGUGGGAUCAUGACCCCAUCGGCCAGGAUUUCAUCGGUCAACGCACCAUCGCCUUCAACAGUAUGAUUCCAGGUUAUCGCCAUGUGUACUUGGAAGGUAUGGAGGAGUCUUCCAUCUUUGUUCACAUAGCUGUGAAUGACAUCACUGGUAAGGCCAGAGCAGUCAGCGGCAUAAAAGGGCUGUUUCACAGAAACCCAAAGCAGGCUUCCCUGGACAGCCAUGCUGCUGUAGAGCCGAGCCGUAAGCACCCGUUCGGUGCCCACCUCCUGCGCCGCACAGCCAGUGCACCCACCAAAGGCCAGCCCAAAAUGAGGAAGGGCUUCCCAGAGAUUGACACCAAAGACUACAGCUCAGAGGGCGCUAGUGAAGAAAGAGAGUCCGAGGACAGGGACAAGGCCUCUGCUGCCACCUCUCAUCAACCCACGCCACCACCAAACCGCAACAGGGAAUCACUGGCAUCCCACCAAGCCAAGGGCCCCUGGGACCCUCCUGAAACCAACGGGGCUGUGCACCCUGAGGAGGGUAAAGAUUGCUCCACGGUGAAGAGACCAGCUCCUCUUACACUAAACUCUGACAAUGCCGGAACCACUGUCAUCCAUUCUGUCUCCACCCCAGAAGGCGGCCAUUCUUCCUAUCACUCUUCAUCUACACGACUGCACUCACCAUCCACAGCAAUAAAUGCAGACUCCCCAUUGACAGUUACUUCAAAUGGGGUGGUAUACAGUCCUAUCAAUAGUGAAGAAGAAACCCCAUCAGUCCCUCUGACAAACCCUGCUGAGAAACUACCAUUUCAGCAUAGUCAAGACAUCACAAAAAACACUUGUUUAUUCAUCAAGCACACUUCCAACCAGAGAGAAACAGAAACUCUGACAGAAAAGAAAAUCCAUAGAGCAGAGUUUAAGUCUGACCACAGGGUGGACCUCCCAGCAGCAGUGUCCACUGUAACCCCUGUAGUCCCUGCAGCUCAGAUAGUCAACUCUUUUAAGCAAUCUGCCAUCACACCAGUAAGAAGAACAAAAGGUGAGAGCCAUGUGUGGGUGGCUGUAGCUUCAUCUGGGCAGGCCCAGUCAGCAGUACCUGAAGUCGGCAAGAAUACCACCCUAAAUACUGCCAUUGGAGCCAGGCAGCCUCCUCCUCCUUCUAGUAUCUCUUCCAGUGACACAGUCAUUGACCUGUCACUGGCCAGCCUGGCCUGGAAGAGCCUCACCAGCCUGCCCACAGCCAGCAGCACCUGCCAUCUCCACUGGGUUACCUGCCGUUGCUUAGCAAUGGUCUCCUACGAUGCCCUGCGAGUCAGCAAGAGCAACCCAAAUCUUCAGCAGAAAGAGUUCCCUAAAGAUGUCCCCCCAACCCUGCAGCCUCCUCAGGAAGCCUCAAUGGAUUUCACUUGCCAGCUGACUCAAUGGACACACAUCUGUCUCUAUAUGGAUGUGUUGAAGCAAUCAUCAGCCAGCUGGCAGUCUUCUGUGACUACACCCCAAACAGUUCAAGCUUCCAGGUCCAAAAGCCUUGGGGAUCUGACCUCUGAGGAAACUUCCUGUACUUUGCAGUAUCACUGGAUCCGCAGCAGCUUCAUUGUUAAGCCAACCAAAGACCAGGACUGUAAGGGCACCCAGUGACCUCACAGAGCAAUUAUUGAUGUGGAGGCCCUGACUGCUCGCAACUUCACACCACAAAACAUGCCUAGUGAGUCACAGGAGGAGUUUGUGGAAGGGACCCUGGUGCGAAGGACCUCCUCAAGGAGCUAAAGCAGGGUGCACUACAUUGCAAACAGAGCCAAGAAGGCCCAGGAAAGGCAGAAGCUCCAGAACCCUGAACGUGCAUGUUUCCCAAAGCCCCUGAACCAGCCUAGACCUGCUGAGACGCUCACCCACCUAGAAGCCCCCUCCCCUAGACGCUCCAACUCCUCACCAGACCCUGAAAACAGGGAAGUCUUUUCCACACCAAGACUCUAACAACUGGCUCACUUGGAACCAAGUCCAGUUUUUUCUGUAGAAAUGCUUUUUUUUUUUUCUUUUUAGAAAAACACUGCAUAUCUUCCAAAAAUGACUAUUUCCACAUCUCACAGAAAACUGUGCUUCACUGAAUUAGCAAUCCAUGAACAAUACAUUCUGCAUGCUGAGGUUGUGCAAGAUCAAUAUUUCAACCUGUGCAUUCAGAAAACAUGGUCUUGAAGCUGCUAGACAGUAAUUGUUCUAAAAGCAACUAAUCAGCUCUGCAAUCGGUUAGAUAAUUGCCAGAAUGUAUUUAGUUGAAGAAACCAUUUUUUAUUAAGCUGUUUAUGUUGACUGUGAUCUACUCUCCUGUUUAUUUUUUACUUUACAUGAGCAUACAGUAGCAAUAGAUUACAACUAGAGGGCAAGAUAAUAAAGGACCCUGAAAAAGUUCUGUUACUUGAACUACUUGAAAUGCAAUGGUUUAUUUUAACUGAGUUGAAAAUUAGAAACUCCAUGUCAGCCCAUCCAUCCACUAGCAAUAUUUAGAAAAACGAUGGCAUGGUAUCUUAUUGAAUUUUGUUUGGCAGUUUGAUGCUAAAAGCUGAGGCUUUUCGCAUGUGUUUACUAAAAUAAUAUUUAUUCUUACAAUGCAGGAUAAAAUUUUAAUUAUUGUUUGUGUAGUGGUUAUAUUGUAAAUUUACCAAACUGCCAAUAUUAUCUUACCUUUCUGAUUUGUGGCAUGUAACAUCGAUGAGAUGAUGUAUUUUAAAGCAGCGGUAGACUUGUCCAGACCAAGUUUUGCCCUUUUAAGUUGAAUGCAUGUCUUUUAUGCACUGUUAUGUUUACUUUUUACUUUUUUCCAUGAAGAUAUGCUACUAUCGUCCGAUGGUGGAGCAUCAUGUCUGAAGGCCUGUGUUCUCAUUGGUCCCAGUUCCUGAUAGAAGAUGACAAUGAUCUGUAUCGAAGCACGUUUAUCCGUUGCCCUGCUGUGUUGCUUGCACUGCCGUGCCAGUUCUUUGUGCAUUCAAACAAUGUGUAAUUAUGACCUGAAUAAAUCUCAAAUUAAUAUUA
Molecule: messenger RNA, 6107 nt
Organism: Centropristis striata (black sea bass)
Lineage: Eukaryota; Metazoa; Chordata; Actinopteri; Perciformes; Serranidae
Product: 1-phosphatidylinositol 4,5-bisphosphate phosphodiesterase eta-2-like
Biological process (GO): lipid metabolic process; phosphatidylinositol-mediated signaling
Molecular function (GO): calcium ion binding; phosphatidylinositol-4,5-bisphosphate phospholipase C activity
Source: RefSeq, a predicted model, not a curated record